This is a messenger RNA of Gambusia affinis (western mosquitofish), 947 nucleotides long. RefSeq names its product speriolin-like protein. Bases 67 to 885 code for a protein of 272 amino acids. The record is from RefSeq and is a predicted model, not a curated record. NCBI's taxonomy places the organism in Eukaryota, Metazoa, Chordata, Actinopteri, Cyprinodontiformes, Poeciliidae. The transcript has 4 exons.
UCCUUGGAGAUUCAGCUGUGCUUUGAGCAGUUUUGGGUGCUCAGCUUUGUGUCCUAGAGCCUCAGGAUGAGUCUAGAACAAGCUGCUGCAGCCUUGCUGGUCAAAAACGAUCAACUUAAGCGGGAAGUUGAACACUUGAGAUCUAUAGUUAACAUGCUCCAGGAAAACCAGAUGCUCACAUCCAGGACGUACAGCAGCAGCGAUUCCACGCGGACUGAUUUGACAGGAUCUAAGCAGUCAGACCGGCGGCACAGCAGCAUUGAUGAGCGACAGUUCAUGAGAGACCUCCAUCAGAACACAUCCAACAGGAAUUUCAGAACAUCGUCUCCUGUCAACUUCAGAUCGUUCCUCCAAAGUUCGGUGGUGAAAAAUGCUGAAGAGGCACAAGAUCUUCAGAGCCAGGCUGAUGUUUUUCCUUCUGCCUUAGGUAAUGAAAGGCUGCUUGGUGAGAUUGCCUAUCAGCUGGAUAGGAGGAUCCUGUCCUAUGUGUUCCAGGCUCAUCCGAGGCUCUAUGGUUUCAUACUCCUUAACAUACCUCAGAGGAUUAUCGAGGUGAGCACACAUCCUCUGACAGGGCAUGUAGACGAGGCGUAUCAGCUCCAUCUCUCAAAAAGGUACACACACCUCAUGGAGUCGCUUGGAAAGCUGGGCUACAAAUUUGCUCUCCAUGCUCCUUUUUGUGAGUUUAUUGUCAAUUCAUACGGAAUCCUAAAGGAGAGGCCGAGGAAAGGCAGCAGCCUAUGGGUUCAGUACAACAACCCAGAUUUUCUGAUAAAGAUAAUAGAGAAUAUUGCUCCACAAAGACUGCAGAAAGACAUGCUGCUGGUGCUUUCCUGCCUCUGCUACUUGUCAACAAAGGACAAAAAGCCCCUCCUUGCGUGGUAAUAAUCACCUGACUCUGUGAAAAUGUAAACCUUUGUGAAAUAAAUGGUGAGAUUUGAGAAAUA